Messenger RNA from Chlamydomonas reinhardtii, 1747 nucleotides. RefSeq lists its product as uncharacterized. Gene Ontology annotation, biological process: potassium ion transmembrane transport. NCBI's taxonomy places the organism in Eukaryota, Viridiplantae, Chlorophyta, Chlorophyceae, Chlamydomonadales, Chlamydomonadaceae. Gene Ontology annotation, cellular component: membrane. The coding region runs from base 59 to 1105 and encodes 348 amino acids. The transcript has 9 exons. Gene Ontology annotation, molecular function: potassium channel activity; identical protein binding. The record is from RefSeq and is a predicted model, not a curated record.
GUUUGGGCUACUUGCUUUACUUACUGCUGAAACUGCAUAAGCAGAUUUGUACUUAACCAUGGCCGAAGACUUGGUCGCGUUCGCGAAGGCGACACUUCAGCCGGUGCUAGAGAUCGCUUCGCUGGGCGACCUCUACAGCUUUUACAAGAAGGUCCCUGUGCAGUAUGCCCUCAUCGGUCACUGCCUGUUUGUGGCGACGAUGGCGCCGGACUUCAAGAAGUCCUUCCUCGUGCACUUUUGGUUGACCUUUCUGGCUGGCUUUGGCGGCGGUGUGUUCUCCUCUCUCCUGAUGAUGGACCCCGUCAACGCGCCCAUAAGCCUGUUUGCCAGCAACAGCCUUGGCGUCACGUGGUUCAUAUGCUGGUGGUUGAUGACCUACGCGCCGUUCGGCGUCUUUGAGCGUGUCCACUCCAUCCCUCCCAUGAAGGCGCUGACGAAGCUGUGUGUGACGUUCAUGCGCGCUAACCUCAUCAUCAGCCGGGUGGACUUGGCGGUCACCAAGUACCCGGGCGUUAUCGCUGCGCCCCUGAUCCUGGGCACCAUUGCGGGCGCGGGCGGCAAGCUCAUCACGGACGGCAUCCGGGGCGGCUGGGGCGCGCUGCCUGGCUCGGCGGAAGCCACCGCGCCCACAUUCGUCUGGCGCAGCGCUGCGCUGGCGGCCGCGGGCUACUGGGGCGUGUGCAAGUACACCAACCUGCUCAGCAGCCAGGAGGCAGCAGCAGUGGUAAUCACCGUGCUGCUGCUACACAGCAUUUUCAGCGACCUGGUGGGCCCUGCCGCCGCUGACUUUACCUACCCCGUUGCUCGGUUGGCGCACGCCGUCACGCUGGUGCCGAUGCCCAGCGUUGCCGCUGCCGGCUUGGCCGCCUCCUCCAAGGCCGCCAAGAAGGCCGCUGAGCAGCAGCAGGCCAAGGCCGCGGCCAAGACCACCACCGCUCAGCCUGCUGUCAGCGCUGCUAGCAGCGGUGCUGCGGCCAAACAGUCAUUGGCCGCUGUAGCGCCUACCAAGUCUUCUACAGGAAAGAACAACGUCAAUGGUGUCUCUCUCAAGGCCGAUAGCAGCACUGCGAAGAACGGCAAGCAGGAGAGCAAGAAGAAGAAGUGAGCAAGCAAUGCAGCGAGUGUCCUUCUGUGUUGAGCCAUGGUGCUCCUGGAGGAGAUGAAUCAGACAGCCUGUGGUGCAGGCUUGGUGUUGGAGUGAUCAUAGUGUCGUACGCGGGGUGCGUUCGUUAUUGAAAGUACGUUGCAUCACGCCCUGUCAAGGACACAAGCAAGCUGGGCGCUGAAGGUACAGGCACGUGCAGGACAUUCCGCCGCAUGAUAUUUGAGAGUAUGCACUCCGUUACAAUGUUUUUGCGAACACUUGUUGCCAGCCAGAGUGAUAUGCAUUUGGCACUCCGUUACAAUGUUUUUGCGCACACUUGUUGCCAGCCAGAGUGAUAUGCAUUUGAGAGGUGUUUGGCGAGGAUGUUCAGACACACGGCCUGAAUUGGAGCUGCUCCUAGCUGCUGAAGGCGGGCUGUGAUGUCCUCUGAUGUAGGGGGCGGUAUAUUUUAUAUAUGGAGGGGCUGAGAGCGUGGGGAAUCCAGGGGAGACCUGUUUGUGGUCGCCCCCCAGACCCCCUGCACAGGGAUCGAGGCCCGAUGUACGGCGGAGGUAUUACAGCCGGACUGCGCAUUAACGCGCUGGCAAGAUUCUCGACGGGUUGGCCUCUUAUGAAUGCGGAUGUUACAGAGGGGACAGUCCC